Molecule: messenger RNA, 3171 nt
Organism: Colletotrichum phormii
Lineage: Eukaryota; Fungi; Ascomycota; Sordariomycetes; Glomerellales; Glomerellaceae
Exons: 4
Coding region: 113-2815 (900 amino acids)
Biological process (GO): regulation of DNA-templated transcription; DNA-templated transcription
Molecular function (GO): DNA binding; DNA-binding transcription factor activity, RNA polymerase II-specific; zinc ion binding
Source: RefSeq, a predicted model, not a curated record
CCCGUCGCGACUCUCUUCCCGUCCCGCGCGUCGCUACAAGUUUGCGCCAUUUACGAAUUACGAUUCUCACCAAUAGAGCAGGAAGAAGAAGAGGGAGAGGAAACGAUAGACCAUGCCGGGUCGCCCACCCAAGCGACCGGCAGAAGCUGGCGAUGCUGCUACUCCCUCCGACGAUGUCGCUUCCAUACCUGCGGCCAAGGUGAAGCUACCGAGACUCGGCAAGGGCGGCCAGGAGGACUUCUCGUCCGUUGUCAAGAAUCGCCUGUCGUCCUACACAAGGACCGGCCAGGCCUGCGACAGAUGCAAGGUCAGGAAGAUCCGAUGCGAUGCCCUCCCCGAAGGAUGCUCCCACUGCAUCAGUCAGAACCUCGACUGCUUCGUUACCGAUCGCGUCACCGGCCGAACCGAAAGGAGAGGCUACCUCCAGGAGCUCGAAAGGGAAAAGACAGACAUGAUGAGCCACAUCCGCGAGCUCGAGAAGUUGCUCGAGAACAAUGGCACCGAGGUCAAACCGUACCAGUGGUCCCCUUAUGCCAUCAACUAUCCGACUCCUGGUGCAACCUAUGACCACAUGGGCAAUGCCAUCGAAGACCCCAACGAGAAGGAUGCCUGGACCAAGGUCGGUUCUGUCUGGGUUAAGAACUACAACUACAAACCGUCUGGUGGUCGCUCAUUCCCUCGAUCGACGCUCGAGUCCCGUCCCGUCCAUAAUCACUUGGGCGUUGGUUCCGACAGCGCGCCUCUCAGCUCCAUCAAGGGCACUCAGCUGUCCAUUCUAGGGACGACAAUAGACGUCACCUCUUUCAAUGCCCCCGAUAUCGACGAGCCGAUACCAGACGCCAAGGAAGCACAGCCCCUGUACAACAAGUCUCUACAAUCUUUCCUCCAAUCCAGCAUGAACAUCAACCCUACAGUCAACAUCGAGCUCCCUUCGAGGAACGACGCCUUUACAUACUCUGAAUGGUACUUCCUCAUGAUUUGGCCUUUCCUGCCAGUCCUACACAAGCCUAGCUUCAUGAAUAUCCUCACUCGUAUGUACGACGAACCCGGCUUCGAAGCAAGUGUGCCUGAUCAGGUCAUGGUGCACAUGGUCUUUGCGACCAUUUACUUCCAGUACGGCGUGCGAAAUUGGGAGCAGCAGGAAACACGAUCUCAACUCAACGAGCUGUCUAACAAGCACUAUCACUAUGCUCUGAGUAAGAUGUUUGACUUGGCAUCCUCGCAAUCUGUCGCGGCCGUUCAGGCCAUGGCAAUGAUUUGCGCUCAUAGUCGUAGCUUCCCCAAGCCAGGCUGCGGCUCUAUGGUGACCAACUUUGCCUUCCACCGCGCCAUCGACUUGAAUAUGCACCGCGCCAUGAAGGCGCCCGGUGAGACGACCAAUCUCGAAAACGAGAUCAGAAAGCGCACUUGGUGGACUAUCCUCCUCGUCUACGUCACUCUAAACGGGCGCCUUGGGCGGCCUAUGCCUAUCACGGUUGAAGAGUACGACGUCGAAUUUCCCGAGCCGAUCGCCGAUGAGGCGUUGACACCAGACGGCGUAGACCCGUCAGUGACGACGCCCUGCACAUAUCACGUUGGGCUGGCAGGCUUCAAGAUUUUGCCCUUAUUCAUGGAAAUGUACUCCAACAUCUACAGUGUCAAGCGCGACCCCAAGAACUACGUUGAUGUUGUCAACUCUCUCGAAGAGCAGCUUCGUCUAUGGAAGGAAAAUCUUCCCGAACCGCUUCAGAUCAACCCCGGGCAAACUGAACAUGAAGGCCGUAUGUAUGCCUUAUACAUCCAGAUGUACGCCCUUGAGCUUCGGCUGUGUCUACGCCAUCCAUCCGUGGCCAUGACCAGCGAUCGCAAAUUCCUCCUCGAAAAUGCUCGCAUAUGCGAAGAGACUGCUGCGCACAUGCUCAAUGCCGUCAAGAGCCUCGUGAAGCUGAAGUCUCUCGAUACGACGUGGUAUCAAAUGGCAGUAUACGUUGCCGCGAUUUUCACCACAUUGGUCGCUCAUUGGGAAAGAAGGUUUGAGGCAACGCCUAAUCAGAUUGCAACCCUUCGAGAGGAGAUGAAGGAUUGGAUGGAGAUCAUCAAUGCGAUUGUCUCGCUACUAGGAACUGGCACUCGUAUUAGUAACGAAAUCAGUGUCAUCAUUGAGAGGACAAUCAGUUGGAUUGAACACGAUCAAAAACAGAAAGAUUCAUCACUUCCCCCGACGAUCAAGCCCGAACCGUCGACGGCAGAGGCGUCCCCCUUUCAGCUUACGUCUCAGCCUCAAGCAGCGCAAGCCCUCGCUGCCAGUGCCGACGAAGCGGCUACCAAAGCAUUUUACCCCGACGGGCUUCCCGGCGAAGAGAAUCAGAAUGGGACAACCCCAUAUCCUUCGCUAGCUUACACAGAGCAGCCACCAAAUGCCAACAUUAUGGCAUCGACAAGUAAUUUCGAGGUAAACAACGGAUACUCAUAUACGCCUGCGGCGACGCAGCCCACAAACGGGGAUGACAACACGGCCGAGACCAACCCGCUAAUCGCGUUCGCAUCCCAAGCCACUCAGCACGUCGCAGAUCCGGCUGGCUCUGCGGCUGCGGCAGAGCUUCUCUGGAGACAAUCAGCCUCGCAAGGAAAUACCUGGCACGACUGGACAGCGGCGAUGGCAGACAGUCAAGAUAGGUACAGCGCUAAUGCCCUGUUGACCCUGGGCGGUGCGUCAAGGGAUCCCAAUGCUGUGACUGAAGCCGCGACCGUGGCCGAUAUGGCCUCUGUCACAGCUCCCGUCGGUCAGUGGCCGCUCAUCAUCUUCGAUGGUGCGGGAGCUCCUGGAGGACAGUAGACGAGUCUUGUUUCGGUGUGCAUUUUUAUACUUGCAAGCGUGUUUUGAUCUAUUUCUCUCAAUUCAUAUGUGGUCAUGGAGCUACUUUAGGCGUCUACCUGGGGGUCUCCUUCUGGACAACAUGCUGCGGCACAGCAACAGGGGCAAAAGGAUACGGGGCUAUGGACACAAGUCGGAUGGUUCGACUUGGUAUUUCGGGUGUAUUCCAAAUGAUCCAAUAGGUUUUGGCGUUUCAUGGGCAACUCUGUCAGCGAUCGUCAGCGAUCGUGGCAUGAUGUCGCCCCAGCAAUACCCGGCUGCAAGCAGGCAAUGUGCAGCGUUUUAUAGGCGUAAUCCCAAUGGUGCUAUCUCUCUCG